AUGUUACAAUCAAAUCCAUUUGAUGCCGCACAUGAAAACUUGGAAAAGAGUCGCGGUACAUCAGAGGAUUGGUUUAAACACAGCACGGAGUACGUGGCACCCGCAGUCAAACUGCGCGUGCGUUUCGAAGCGGUUGAGAUUGCUGAACGUCAAAAACAAAACGUGUCUACCGCCGUUUUAGCCGGAUUUUCUGAUCGGCCAAACGCGGUUGAAGACCGGACAAUCGGUGUGGAUAAAUCACCUGAUUCAAGGCUUCGAACAAGCGAGGCACGAGACAACGCGGUCAGAUCACGUGAGCAAAAUGAAAAAUGGCAUGAUUUUGAGGGCAAUCUGAAUUAUCAAUCUCCGGCAAAACCAAUUCGGCUUGGAGCGGGCACAGACGGCAGGGAGAUUUUCAACAACAUGGUUAGAAAACAGGAUUGGUUUCAACACAAUCCUGUCUCCGAACAUGUACCGGAGCGGCAUUCAAGGCAAACGGAAAGUGGCUAUGCUUCUCGUGACCGCGGUCAGGAUUGGUUUUGCCAUCGAACUGCGAAAGACCAGGCAGUAUUCACUCAGCCCACACGCAGCCGCGUGCGGCGAGACGGAGAAGAAUACGCCUUACGAAAUCGGGGCACUGCAGAUAUUCUCUGUAUGCAAAAGGAUCCAGACGAACGAGUACCCGGCGCACCCUACGGAUGUCCAACGGUGGAGGCGAGAUCAAAUGCGCGCUGGGAUAGAUUUGGAGUUCAUAUGGCUACCGUAUUUGGAAAUUCCUGCAGAUUGAAUAACCUCGACACGGAAGAAGUUAACAGCAUGACUCAUCACAGUUCCCUGACAAUGAGACCUCGUACGGCCAAAGUUCGUGCCCCUUCUGACAGGGACCGACCGAAAACGUGCUAUCGGAUCAGACCAGAAGCCGAAGAUUAUCGAAAUAAAUCAGUUAGCGGAGCUCAGCUACGCAGCUGUAUGCAAAUUAAUUCGAGUAGCCGUGAUCCAAUGAUGAAAGAUGAGUCUGUCACAGGGCCAGCACAAAAGCCAAGACUGCGUUCUGACGAGGCUUUCGAUGCAAUGCAAAGGAAUAGGGGCGAAAUGUCCUCCUACUUGGGAAAUGAAACUGUCUCAGUGACCGUUCCAUGUGCUCGUAAAAUCCACCCUCGGGGCGUUCGUUCUUCCGAAGGUCAGGAGACAGUGUUACGCAGCAAAGGUGAUGCCACCAGAGAGCUGUUAACAAAUGAUCACUUGUCUCCAGAGCCGAUCCGUAAAGGAUAUUUCAAUCUUCCUGAAGAAAUGCGAGAACUGGCCCAGCAAAGUAGGCAAGGACAAGUCGGUCAUCUUCUUGGGGGCCGGUCCAGUGAAGUUCCGUUGGCCAAGGAUGAGGCACCAGUUCAUCGAAGGCUUCAUUACGAAGCUAUGGACUAUGCGGAUCGACAACGAGGAGAGCAAAUGUGCGCAAUUUUGAAUCACAAUUGA
This is a messenger RNA of Echinostoma caproni, 1452 nucleotides long. Lineage: Eukaryota; Metazoa; Platyhelminthes; Trematoda; Plagiorchiida; Echinostomatidae. The record is from the annotation of a GenBank genome assembly.